AGAUGUUGUUUCACCAUGAUGGCCAGGCUGGUCUCGAACUCCUGGACUCAAGCGAUCUGUUCACUUCAGCCUCCCAAAGUGUUGGGAUUACAGGCGUGAGCCACUGCACCUGGCAAGAAUGAGCAUCUCUGGACAUGUUGAAGAGCAGUUUCCAGCGUUUUCUUCAAUGUCUUGGUUCAAAGCCUUUGACCAUUUCUCGGAGUUUGGCGAUGGGAAGGACAGAGGCUGAGGAGAGGGGAAAACGUGGGGGAGUGGACUCCCACCCUCCCAGAUCCUGGAGAAGCCUCUGUGCAUUUGACAGCUGUGGACAUGGUGGCACACACAGUUCAGGUGGCACAGUGAGUCAGGGGCUGGCAUAGGUUGGAACCUGGUCCGUCUGACACCAGGUUCAGGAAGCCUUCCAGGACCCUGUCUUUCCCUCUGGACCUUCCUUGACUGCAUGGGACUAUACCAGUUCCUCUUCCCCCUGAGUCGCUGGGUGCAGAGCCAGAGGAACGCCGGCGACCCCAACAGCGCUGCGGAGGGUGCUGGCCGUUGCGGCCCCCGUGUCCAGGUGGGCCAGGACGCAGCCUCUGGGCGCCGUCGCUUUUCCAGCACCACCGAGGCAAAAGCGUGGCAGUAGGACCCAAAAGGUUGCUUGAAUGGGGGGCACCUUGGCAUGGACGCUGCUGUUGCCGCUGCUGCUGCAGGAGUCAGACAGCCAGGAACUGUCAUGCACCAUGCCCUCCACGGAUGUGAACUGGAACACGGAGUUCAGUGCCACGUGCCUGAAUUUCAGUGGCCGUGGCCUGAGCCUGCCCCUCAACCAGUCUCUGCGGGCCAGCAACUUGCUUCUCCUUGACCUGUCUGGGAAUGGCCUGCGAGAGCUUCCAGUGACCUUCUUUGCCCACCUGCAGAAGCUUGAGGUCCUGAACGUGCUACACAACCCGCUAUCCCGUGUGGAUGGGGCGCUGGCUGCCCGCUGUGACCUUGACCUGAGGGCUGACUGCAGCUGUGCCCUGGAGUCCUGGCACGAGGUCCGGCGAGACAACUGCUCUGGCCAGAAGCCUCUGCUCUGCUGGGACACAACCAGCUUCCAGCACAACCUCUCUGCCUUCCUGGAGGUCAGCUGCGCCCCCGGCCUGGCCCCUGCAACCAUUGGGGCAGUGGCAGUCAGCGGGUGCCUGCUUCUCGGACUUGCCAUCGCUGGCCCUGUGCUGGCCUGGAGACUCUGGCGAUGCCGAGUGGCCAGGAGCCGGGACCUGGACAAGCCCUGGCCUGCUCAGGAUAGGCCCAAGCCCAGUUUAGGCUUGCAACCACGGUAUGGCAGCCGGAGCACCCCCAAGCCCCAAGUGGCCACACCACCCCGCCCCUCCACUCCCGACUAUGAGAACAUGUUUGUGGGCCAGCCAGCAGCCGAGCACCAGUGGGCUGAACAAGGGGCUCACCCUUCAGAGGACAAUGACUUUUACAUGAACUACAGGGACAUCGACCUGGCCUCCCAGCCUGUCUACUGUAACCUGCAGACACUGGGCCAGGCCCCGAUGGAUGAAGAGGAGUACGUGAUCCCUGGGCGCUGAGCCUAAGAUGUCCCAACCUCCACCCAGACCCCCUUCAGUCCCUGCUGGGUGACUCAGGGCAUCCUAACUCCUCCCGGGCCUCAGUUUUCCCAUCUGAAGAAUGCGGACAGGAAAGGAUCCUUGAGGCCCCAGGAACCUCUGCCGCUCCCCCCCUCCCUGUCCCCUAUGCCGCUCCUCAGCCCGCUCGGCUCCUAGAGGGAGAAGAGGAGAGACCCCCAACAAGGGGACAGGAGGUCACUGUGUGAAUCCUGUCGUCACCCUCCUGUGGAUGUACAGGCAGUGCUCAAUAAACGCUUUGAGGCUGAUGAGGCUCA
Piliocolobus tephrosceles (Ugandan red Colobus) is the source of this 1873-nucleotide messenger RNA. RefSeq names its product leucine rich repeat containing 25 (gene LRRC25). The transcript is spliced from 5 exons. The record is from RefSeq and is a predicted model, not a curated record. NCBI's taxonomy places the organism in Eukaryota, Metazoa, Chordata, Mammalia, Primates, Cercopithecidae. The coding region runs from base 642 to 1559 and encodes 305 amino acids.